CUCCUUUUUGCGGCGCGUUCUUUCCUUUGGCAGCGUGUUCUGAUCCUCAAUUCCACCAAGGGAGAAUGGAAGAGAGCCGGAGUGUCGCGUCGGGAUCGGGCGCCGACACGGUGCGCAGCUUCGAGCGCUGGAAGAACAGAUACGCCAAGCGCAAAGACAAGCUGCGGCAACGGCGCAAACAAAAGAAACCGGCGUGGGAAGUGGAGAGGGAGUCGAUCGCCGCUUUGGAAAGGCGCUACUCGGAGAUAAAUACAAAUGAAGUUACAAGAUUUUCUGAUUUCCCAAUAUCCAGGAAAACUCUGAAAGGCUUACAGGAAGCUCAAUAUCGCAUGGUGACUGAAAUCCAGAAGCAGACCAUAGGUUUGGCUUUACAGGGUAAAGAUGUUCUGGGAGCUGCCAAGACAGGAUCCGGCAAAACCUUGGCUUUCAUUGUACCUGCUCUAGAAAUUUUAUACCGACAGCAGUGGACUGCCAUGGAUGAACUGGGCGUUUUGAUAAUAUCUCCUACCAGAGAAUUGGCUUACCAGACAUUUGAGGUCCUGCGUAAAGUGGGGAAGAAUCAUGAAUUUUCUGCUGGUUUGAUCAUUGGUGGAAAGGACUUGAAACAAGAAUCAGGCAAAAUCCAUAAUAUGAACAUCCUCAUUUGUACUCCUGGUCGUCUUUUACAACACAUGGAUGAAACCUCAUAUUUCCAUGCCUCUAAUCUUCAAAUGCUGAUUCUUGAUGAAGCUGAUAGAAUUCUGGACAUGGGCUUCGCUGAUACCAUGAAUGCAAUUAUAGAGAACCUUCCUAAAAAACGGCAGACCCUCCUUUUCUCAGCCACGCAGACCAAAUCCGUGAAGGACCUUGCUCGGCUGAGCUUGAAGGAUCCAGAAUACAUCUGGGUGCAUGAAAAAGCAAAGUUCAGUACUCCAGCAACCUUGGAACAGAACUACAUUGUUUGUGAACUGUACCAGAAAGUCAAUAUGCUGUACUCUUUUCUGAGGAGUCACCUGAAUAAGAAGAGUAUUGUAUUUUUUGCAAGCUGUAAAGAGGUUCAAUAUUUGUUUAGAAUAUUUUGUCGCCUUCGUCCGGGUCUUCCUAUACUGGCUCUUCAUGGGAAACAGCAGCAGAUGAAAAGAAUGGAAGUUUACCAGGAUUUUUUGCGCAAGAAAUCGGCAGUUCUUUUCGCUACGGAUCUUGCAGCUCGUGGGCUAGACUUCCCUGCUGUGAACUGGGUCAUUCAGUUUGACUGUCCGGAAGAUGCAAAUACAUAUAUUCAUAGAGUUGGGAGAACAGCCAGGUACAAAGAAGGUGGUGAAGCUCUCCUCGUUUUGCUGCCUUCAGAGGAAAAUGGCAUGAUUCAGCAGCUGUCACAGAAGAAAGUUCCUGUCAGCAAUAUCAAAAUCAAUCCUGAGAAACUUUUAGAUGUCCAGAAGAAACUGCAGUCCUUAUUGGCUCAGGAUCAAGAUUUGAAAGAACGGGCACAACGGUGUUUUGUUUCUUACCUGCGAUCUGUCUACCUAAUGAAGAACAAAGAAGUAUUUGAUGUGUUAAAGUUACCCAUUGCUGAAUAUGCCCUCUCUCUUGGGCUUGCAGUGGCCCCUCGUGUACGAUUUCUCCAGAAAGUCCAGAAGAAACUGCAUACAACGGAGCCUGAAAAAGAGGGGAUGGAGCAGGCUGAGGACACACAGUUUUCUUUAAGUGAUGAGGACUUAGAGAAAUGCAGGAGAAUUUUCUCUAAAGCAGGCAUGUUGGGACAAAAAGAGACAGAGGGCCUCUCUGGGCAAAGCAGUCCCGUUGAAGAACCAUUGCAGAGUCCGCCUGAGCCAAAAGAGCCGGCAACAGUCCAUGAAUCAAAGCUUGAAAGCUUAAAUUUUUUCGAUGAUGAUGAUGACGAUGAUGCCUCUAAGGACGUGCUGAUUGUAAAACGGCGAAAUGUAUUUGGCUUAGAACCAGAAGAGAAAGCACCAUUGGUAACACAGAAUGCAAAACUGAAGAAGAAAAUAACCAAAACAAAAGAAGCUAAAAAGGUUUUGAAGAGAAAUUUUAAAGUAAAUACAAAAAUUGUAUUUACUGAUGAUGGAGAGUUAAUUCAGCAGUGGCCACCAGCACAAAAGUCUAUCCUGGAUAAAGAGGAAGACGGUGAUGAUUGUAAUGGGAUCAAUCUAGACAAAGCAAAAGACAGACUUGAGGAAGAGGAUAAAUUUGACAAAGAAGAAUAUAGGAAGAAAAUUAAAGAAAAACACAGGGAAAAAAGGCUUAAAGAAAAGGCAGCUAGAAGAGAAGCCAGGAAGAUGAAUGCAAAGAUUGAAGAGGACAUUGUAGCUGUUCUGGAUCACAGUGACAGCGAUGAGGAAUUUGAUCCAAGUACACUUCCGGAUCCAGAUGGAUACAAAGAUGACAAACAAGAAAUUUUUCCAAAAAGCCACAGCAAACGUGGAAUGGAUAAGCGGCGGUUGGACGGAAGCAAAUCAUCAGUGGAAACACCACAAAAGAGGAAGAAGAUGAAAGUCAACCAAGAGGAUUCUUUGCUACCAUUAGAUACAGGUCUUUCCCUUGCAGAAGAUGAAGCAUUAGUAUUACAGUUGCUCAACAAUUAAAUCUCUUGUUUUCCCCUUGGCAAUGUUAUUCCAGUUAUUUUUAUCUUUAUUAAGCAAAGACAAGGUUAAAUGAAUGCCAAAAAAUAUCCAUGUGUAAACAUCUGAAAGUAUAGAUUCUCUGAUGGGUUCUUCAUGACUUCUUUAGAUCCUAGGUAUACUCCGUUAUGAAAGUUGUAAAUGUCUUUGUCAGAUCUUUCAAUAGUUGUUUUCUAAGAUGCCAGGAGUUGUUUUUUUGGUUUUUUUAAAAUGUAAUAAUUCUUUGUACAGAAAUCUUUGAGUAACCCAGAAGGAUAAAUCCUUCCCAUCUUGGGGUAAGUUUUAUAAGGUAAAAUGACCAAAAUUGAAUGGAUACCCAUAAAAUAUUUUAAAUAUUUAUAUAAAAAUACUUUUUUUCCCAAAAUAAGAAAAGGUUUGACUUUAAUUUUCCUUAAAGCAUUUACUUGAUAUUCUCAAUGUUGAUAUAAAUUCUCCUUGCUUUUGCUUUCUAGUCAACUAUCAAUAAAUCAAAAUACAAAUAAUUCUUCUUAUGGGGUAUUUCCAGAUUUUUAUCUUUCAAGUAUUCCAUUUCAAUCACUAAAUAACGUUCCAACAGUGUACAUUUUUCAACAUCGUUAGCAGGAAAAAAAUAUGCACGUUGAAAUGUGUUCCACAGGAGAAUAGAGCUCAGCUUCUGCUGCAGACUUUUCUAAAUGCAAGUAGUUCUCAAGUUAGGACCCUAAUUGACCAAAUGACCAAAAUUUCUGUCACUAAAUGAAAUAGUCAUUAGGCAAAACACCAUUUAUCAACGGCAGUUCCAGUAUUGUUGGGGCAAUAUGCUGACUCUGUAAACCACUUAGAGAGGGACUGUAAAAGCACUAUGAAGCAGUAUAUAAGUUUUAAGUGCUAUUGCUAUUCCCGGUUGUUGAGCCAGGUCUACACCAUCAUCAUGCUUCUCCUGUCUGCCACACUCACUUCUGCUAUAACUCCUCCCCUUCUCAGACCUUACAGACACCCUGCACUCUGCUGCCCCUUGACAGCCCCAGCUGACCUGCACUCCUCCCUCUGUUGGUGAGGCAUUACCAACCUGGCCUUUUGCGAAGGAGCCUGAAGGAGCCAUGAGGCUGCACAGAGGCUUUAUGGCUCUUGUACAAAAGGGCAGCAAUUACCUUAGCACACACUAAGCACGUGUGCUGCCCUGCUCCGCCACCCCUCCACACAGAUACAGCAAGAGUUCUACAAGUGUUUAAUCAAACCCCCCUCCCCAAAGGUCCUCGGAAAGCACCCCUGUUGCACGAGCUCAACAUGGCAAGAGUCACUGGGUAACCGAGUUCAACAGAUACCCAAAAAGUCCAGGAAAGCAGUCCACAGUUCGAAUGGGUCAGGAAAGAUGGCACAAGCACACAAGGCAUGGAACUGGGCAUGUUGCUCCAGCAACGCUCAAAUCCUCAGGGUGGGAUUAAAUAGGCAACGCUGGUGCAGCCCUUCAUGAGAGGUGAAGUUGUCUCCUCAUGAGUAGUCUAGCUGACCCAUCAUUGUGUCUGUCUCCGCUCCAUUCUACAUGUCUUUGGAUCAGGAGGAGGGGUGGACUCCACCUUGUCCUCAGUGCUAACAGGUAGUAGCUGCUCCCGGUUCUUGCCUGGAGCCUCCUGGCCAAUUUGCUGCAGCUGUGGCUCACCUCUCUCAGCCUCAGCCUGUCACUAGUCUGAUCGACCCAGCUGAGGCUGCUCCAUCAGGCUAGUAUGCUCUGAGCCCCAAACCUGAUCAAUACUCUGCUCUGCACUUUCCUCUACAGACUCAAACUUGCCUUCCUCCUCUCAACUCAUGUCUGGAGAGGGGUCCGGGCUCCUGUUGUCAGCAACAGGAAAAACAAGAUGGAGAAGGUCAGCUGUGGUGGCAGCAGGCAGGUUGCCAAGGGGGCAGGGUGGAGGGCAGGGCAGUCAAAAAGGCAGAGAUGAGAAAAGACAGGCGGGUGGGGAAUAUACAGUAUAUUAUAUUUUAUAUGGCGUAACAGAAUACAGCAUUAGUGCAUAAAAAUUCUCAAAAAUGUGAGCAAAAUACUAAACACCCAAUUAUUUUAAAAGUACACAGUAUGAGUGAGGAAUACAAUUAUGAAUAACAUUAAAUUAUGUAUGAGCAGUUACUAAAGUACUAAAAGCGUGACUAAACCCAUGGCCCAGAUAUCUAGAUCAUUUAGCCAUUGGACAGCAGUGCCCUCAAAAUGAUGUUAUUUUAUGCAGAGGUCCAGGGAAUCUUCUGAGGGGACUUUCUGUUGCAAUAGGAUGUACAGUUGGUGGAAUGUUCCCAUAGUCAAAAGUUAGGAUUAUCAACCAGCCCCCAUUUAUAUUUCCAAUAUUAGGAACUGCCGUGGUUGGUUCGAAUUCAGUUGAGCGUUUGUCCAGAUUUUCCUUAGGAAAUCAAAGCCAAAGGGGCGUUGUACUAAAUCAGACACUAAAUUAAACCUGUGUUAGAAUUUGCCCACUCCUGGCACCAUAUUAUCUCAAUGUCAAAGCCUUCUCUGAUUAAUUGCUGUCCAAGUUUCCACAGAGGAUUCCAAGAAUUGCGUCUUAAGAAUUUGAUUGUGGCAGUUCUUGUGUACAAGUAAUAAUUGGUUUGUCUCACAUUUUUGCCACUCUCUUUUUAAAUUAUUUUCUGAUUAUUUUCUAAGAUGUGGGGGUGAUAAUUUAAAUAAUACCAGUAGCCAUAGUCCUGCAGUUGUAAAUGUGAAUGGGUUACCAGCAUUUUUUAAAAAAUUAGGUUAUUAAAUUAUGGGACCCAUACACAUUUGCAGUGGUCCUAAGUUCGUGAACUGGUUAUAUGUACCAUUUGUUUAGUACCAUCAUAAUUUCAAAUAGUUGCUGAGUAAUUGUUACGUAAGGACUACAUGUAUACCAAAAAGUAAAGCAAUCUCAUAAAAUAAGGCCACACAUGUUUUUUAAAUAAAUAUCUAUGCCAUGUAGUUAGAAACUUGUAGUCCUUUUGCUUGGUAUUUACUUUAUUUUGUUUAUUUAUUUAAAUACAUGUACAUUAUAUGUACAUUAUGUACAUUAAUGUUUAAAUACAUUAAACAUUGCACAAGAGGGAUUGGUUGUU
Messenger RNA from Ahaetulla prasina, 5651 nucleotides. It is a transcript of the gene DDX10, whose product is annotated as DEAD-box helicase 10. Gene Ontology annotation, molecular function: ATP binding; nucleic acid binding; RNA helicase activity. Gene Ontology annotation, cellular component: nucleus. Lineage: Eukaryota; Metazoa; Chordata; Lepidosauria; Squamata; Colubridae. The record is from RefSeq and is a predicted model, not a curated record. Bases 66 to 2582 code for a protein of 838 amino acids. Gene Ontology annotation, biological process: rRNA processing. The transcript has 18 exons.